ACCAUGGCUGAGAUGCGGCAAAGCCUGGAGCAGGAGCGAGACCGCCUCAUCGCCGAGGUCAAGAAGCAGAUGGAGCUGGAGAAGCAACAGGCGGUAGAUGAGACCAAGAAGAAACAGUGGUGUGCAAACUGCAAGAAAGAAGCCAUCUUCUAUUGCUGUUGGAACACCAGCUAUUGCGAUUACCCGUGCCAGCAGGCCCACUGGCCUGAGCACAUGAAAUCAUGCACACAGUCAGCUACAGCGACCCAGCAAGAAACAGAUCCUGAGGCCAGUUCAGAAACAAAUAAAUCUGCCCAACCUAGCUCAAGUGCACAGGCCCCCCAGAUGGAUACAACCAGUGCCUCGAAAGAAAAGGAAAGUCCAGCUGACAAGAGCAGAGAGAGUGUCACG
Messenger RNA from Gracilinanus agilis (Agile Gracile Mouse Opossum), 390 nucleotides. RefSeq names its product protein kinase C-binding protein 1-like. The annotation marks the transcript as partial. The record is from RefSeq and is a predicted model, not a curated record. The transcript is spliced from 2 exons. Lineage: Eukaryota; Metazoa; Chordata; Mammalia; Didelphimorphia; Didelphidae.